Molecule: messenger RNA, 1888 nt
Organism: Stylophora pistillata
Lineage: Eukaryota; Metazoa; Cnidaria; Anthozoa; Scleractinia; Pocilloporidae
Product: E3 ubiquitin-protein ligase RMND5A
Biological process (GO): proteasome-mediated ubiquitin-dependent protein catabolic process
Cellular component (GO): cytoplasm; GID complex; nucleus
Molecular function (GO): ubiquitin protein ligase activity; protein binding
Source: RefSeq, a predicted model, not a curated record
GAAAACAAAAUGGACGCUUGCCUCAGCGUUGAGAGGGAAUUAGAAAGGUUGUCGCAAAAAUACAAUAAUAUAAAGGAACAUUCAGAUACUUCGUUGGAAGAAUUAACCAGCCAGAUCUCAAAUGUUCAAGAAGAGUUAUCAAAAGUGAAUAAAGAUGAUGAAUUAUCCCCAUUACACCUUCACCUCCUUAACCAGUCCUCAAGGAAGAUAAAAGACACAGUUUCAAAACUAGCCACAGAGCACAAAGAACUGCAUGGUGGGAUCUCAAAGAUAGGGAAGGCUGUUGAUAGAAAUUUUGUGAUAGAUAACACAACAUGUAGCCAGCCAGGGGUGUUUGAUGGUGAAAAUGCAUCUCUGCUGAAUGAAGUUUUAUGUGAGCAUCUCUUACGACAAGGGAGAUUAGAUAUCGCAGAAGAGUUAAUAAAAGAAGCAAAUCUGCAGAUAGAUGAUUCACGAAGAGAACCUUUCACCGAACUCAACAGAAUCCUGGAGGCCUGCAGAGAGAGAAACUUAGACCCAGCUCUACAAUGGGCACAGUCCAGACACUUGGAACUCAAACUUAGGGGGAGUUCAUUAGAGUUUAGAUUACAUAAGUUAAAAUUUCUUGAUCUUCUUAAAGAGGGUCGACACAAAGAAGCCCUUGAGUAUUCAAAACAAUUUGCAAGCUUUGCUUCAGACCAUACUAAAGAUGUGCAACAGCUGAUGGCUUGUCUCCUGUACAGCCACAAGGGUAUUGAGAAUUCACCAUAUGCUUCCCUGCUGGACCCAGUUCAUUGGCUUGACAUUUGUGAUGUGUUUGCCAGGGAUGCGUGUGCAUUGUUAGGUUUGUCAUUAGAGAGUCCCUUACAGGUGUGCAUCACAGCUGGCAGUGUGGCACUGCCAUCACUUCUUCAGAUUAGACAAGUUAUGCAGCAGCGACAGGUCACAGGUGUGUGGACUUCCAAAGAUGAACUUCCGGUUGAAGUUGACCUUGGCCCGCAGUAUCGUUACCAUUCACUGUUCGCCUGUCCCAUUUUACGGCAGCAGUGUACAGAUGCAAACCCUCCCGUUCGAUUGUCAUGUGGCCAUGUGAUCUCCAGAGAUGCUCUCAACAAACUCACAAAUGGAAACAAAGUGAAGUGCCCUUAUUGUCCGCUGGAGAUGACUCCAGGCGAUGCUCGACAAAUCAAUUUUUACUGAAAGACUUCAUAAAGAAACGAUUUACUUGUGUAUUCUACGGUCCGCUGUUAUAAUCAAGCAUAUCAUACGUGUCACUUGGUAAAUGUUAUGAAGAGAUUUCGGUGCUAAACUCAUGGACGGGGAAUGUCUGAUACCUAGUGGCGUGCUGACAUUAUCGACUCCAAGAAGGAGACAGUUAGACCGAAAGAAAAACUUCGUAGUCAGUCGCAAAUUUUAAUCGCCGAUGUUUUCGAAACUACUUUAUUUCCACGUACCAUUUUCCGCUCUUACGAUCAAGUAGGCCGUAGUCCACAAGGCAAAUAUGUUUUUUCCCUGAGAGAGCUUCGUGUUAGGGCUGGGGGUUUCGGGAAAGGGUCGGGGAUUUUCAACCUUAUGCGGCGUGGAUAAAUGGAAAACUAAACUCAUAGUAAAUAGUAUUUGUGUUGUUUUGAUCGUCAUCGUCUUCGAAACAACUUCAAAGGGCCAACACCGUGCACCGUCAAAGUUCCCAAGGUUGGGGUCAUUCAAUGACGAGACUGAUGGCUUCAGCCGAAGUUGUAUGCACUUGACGAUCAAGGAGCAUUUCUAACAUCAAAUGUGUGGCAUGUUUGCCUUAUAAAACACUGAUAAUGAUCUAUGUCACCCAUAUCUAAAUCUCUUCUAAUAUUUGUUUAAAAUACGUAUAAUGCAUGAUCCUCGCAGUAGAUAGCGCUAUUUAUGCAAUAGCGAA